Messenger RNA from Pygocentrus nattereri (red-bellied piranha), 1535 nucleotides. It is a transcript of the gene nifk, whose product is annotated as nucleolar protein interacting with the FHA domain of MKI67. Gene Ontology annotation, cellular component: nucleolus. Gene Ontology annotation, biological process: maturation of LSU-rRNA from tricistronic rRNA transcript (SSU-rRNA, 5.8S rRNA, LSU-rRNA). The coding region runs from base 101 to 898 and encodes 265 amino acids. Lineage: Eukaryota; Metazoa; Chordata; Actinopteri; Characiformes; Serrasalmidae. The record is from RefSeq and is a predicted model, not a curated record. The transcript has 6 exons. Gene Ontology annotation, molecular function: RNA binding.
GUUUCCUCGGUGGAGAAACGUGGUUCGUCUCGGCAGCUGCGCGGUGUGUCGGUGUCGUUCUUUAGUCAUAUUACCGCACUGUGUUUGACUUAUUUUAACAAUGACGGAGGGCAAGAAGUCCUCGAAGUCGAGCCAGAAGCUGCUCGCCCUGAACCCUAGUGAGGACGCCGAGUUCCAGAAGAAAGUGCAGCAAGUGAAGAAGAAGGAAAGCCGUCCCGCCUCGACCCUGAAGCCAGGAGUGGUGUAUGUGGGCCACCUUCCCCAAACCUUGGCUGAACCGCAGCUCGAAGCUUAUUUCUCACAGUUUGGCAAAGUAAACCGGUUAAGACUGUCCAGAAGUAAAAAGACUGGCCGAGGUAAAGGUUAUGCCUUUGUGGAAUUUGACUGUGAUGAGGUAGCCACGAUUGUGGCUGAGACCAUGAACAACUACCUUAUGGGAGAGAGGCUGAUCAAAUGUGAAGUGGUUCCUCCUGAGAAGGUUCAUGAAAAGCUCUUUGUUGGUUCUCGGAAGAUGUUUUCAAAGCCCAAGCGGCCUGCGGUCACUCGUUAUAAUAGAGAUCAUGACCCAGAACAGAUGAAGACACUUACUGGAAGGCUUCUACGCAAAGAAAACAAGCUUCGAAAGAGACUGGCAGAUAAAGGCAUCGACUACGAUUUUCCAGGCUUUGCAGCUCAGGUUCCAGCAAAGAAAGCUCAGCCAAGUGCUGACACAUCAGUCUGCAGUGAGGACACCACACCUGUGUGCACCCCUUCAGUCCUGGAGAAGAGACGGUCAAUGAAAGUAGAUGACGAUGAUGAUGAGGUUAUCAUCAAAAUGCAGCCUAUAUCAGACAACAGUGAAGACGAUGAAGAUUGUGAAGACACUGUGGAGGAGAAAGAAUCGGAGGAUGAAGAAUAACAGCCAGAAAAAUACAAAGGAUCACAUGGUGUGAAGGCUUGAACCUCCUGAGCUACAGAGUCUUGAUUUUGUAUAUAGAACUUUCUCAGUUCAUCGGGCAGAUGUACAGGAGAGAAACACACGGCUGAUGGCCUCGUUGUUCUAACCUGAGGAACUGUUUCAGCAUUUGUGUUUAAUUGAAACAUUUUUAUGUGGAUGUUUUAUCUGUGGCCAUGUCUUGACUGUGGUUUAGCAUGUCAGUUGCUUUGUUAAAGCAGACAAGCAGACUUUGAACAUGUCAGAUUAACCAUAGAACCAUACAGAAAACUGUACGUACCACCUGUUUAAAAGGGGGUGUUUUUUUUUUUGUUUUGUUUUCUCCCCCCUUCCCCUGAAGCGGUGUUGAUGCUUUACAGCAGAGGAAAGUGUGGAGCAAACACCAGUGCUACACAACAGUACCUGCUAGAAAACAGAAGAAAUAAGUUGUGGCUGGGUGUCGGAUGGGUAAUAUAUGAUGUGAUAAAUUGUCAUAUGCUUUCCUGAGCAUAUCAUGGAUAGCUUCAGGUUGUUGCACAUAACCACAUGGAACAACCAUCAUAAAGCAUAAUGUAUAUUGGUUUCAAUAUGUGGACAAAUAAAGAAAACUCUUGUACCUAAA